Besnoitia besnoiti is the source of this 1545-nucleotide messenger RNA. RefSeq names its product intraflagellar transport 52 (Protein NGD5) family protein. The record is from RefSeq and is a predicted model, not a curated record. The transcript has a single exon. Gene Ontology annotation, cellular component: centriole; cilium; intraciliary transport particle B. Lineage: Eukaryota; Apicomplexa; Conoidasida; Eucoccidiorida; Sarcocystidae. Gene Ontology annotation, biological process: intraciliary transport; cilium assembly. The coding region runs from base 1 to 1545 and encodes 514 amino acids.
AUGCACAGUGCUGCAGAACAGAUGUUUCCUCGUCCACCUCGCACCGGAGGUAUUCCGGUCACGGAGGAUACUCAGCAGGCGCUUUCAGGGAGCGUGAAUCCUCCACUAUCAACCAAGCCUGCCGUUGUUCUUUUCGACGUUUCCAAAAACGAGGCUGGGGACCCCUCGAGUUGCUAUCGCAAUCUCUGUCGGGCUUUGAAGCAGCAAGGCCUACAGUGUAGAAUCAAUGAGCAGUCUUUAGUUCCUGCGAACCUACAAGAUGUUGGUGUCGUAGUCCUUGCGCAACCGACACAGCCUUUCACAGCCUCAGAGUUUGAGGCACUAAAGACGUUUUUCGAGCAAGGGGGCAGUUUACUCAUUCUUUUGGGUGAAGGGGGCGAGCUUCGCGCCGGCACAAACGUAAACUACUUUUUGGAAGAAUAUGGCAUGACUGUGUGCUGCGAUGCUGUUGUUCGCAUGACCGUGGCCUCUUCGACAUACGCCCAUCCUAAAGAAGCCUUCAUCGGUGAUGGAAUUCUGUGCCGCGAUGCUCUCAACCGGUGUGCACAAUCAAAAGAGACUGGCAGUUCAGGGGCGCGUGCGAGAGACAGAUCAAGUGCCAGCAGAGGGACUGGCAUUCUGUGUGAUGUCCUGCAUACACAUGCUUCUGAGGCACAAAGUGGACAACGCUCAGUAACGCUGGAAUGCGGAGACGAAAUACCGUUUCUGUUUCCAUACGGUGCGACAGUUAGCGUACAGAAGCCGGCGUUUCCUUUCCUUUCCAGCGGAAUUACAGCCCACCCUUCUAAGCGACCGCUUGCGGCUGCAUACGCACACCCUGGAGGUGGACGGCUUGCUGCAAUCGGGAGCUACCGGAUUUUUGAUAACGACUUUCUCGAGAAAGAAAACAACCCACGAGUCCAGCAGUUGCUCUUCCGCUGGCUCCUUGCCCCCGGGGGCGAGGAGGCUAAUAUAUUGCGGCCCCCAACGGAGGACCAAGCUUCUCUGGAGCCGUCUCAGCCAGUUCCGGAUACAACGAGCCUCGCGGAACGCCCUAUGCCUUGCUUCCAUGAAACUGACGAAGUUUUACCAUCUGAUUUCCGGAACCUGUUCGAAGCGGAGAGGUUUGCUCUAGAUACAUCGCAUAUUGCGGAAAUUCGGCAACUCUAUCGGCAGCUUGGCGUGAAGUAUGAACCACUGACCAUGAUACCUCCCGAGAUUGUUGUGCCACUGCCCCGCCUCCGUCCCGCAGUUCACCCUCCCAUACUGCCAAAAAUACCACCUCCGCCUCUGGAACUUUUCGAUAUCGAUGCUGAGAUUGCUUCACCGCGAACCCGCCUGGUGCAGCUCGCGAACCAAUGCACCGAUGAUUCGGACUUAGAGAUCCAUCUGCAAAGGGCCGCAUACUUUGUCCCAGUUCCUCUAUUGCCCUGUGAAGACAUGGGAAUUCAAGCAGAGGACAGAAUGGCAAGAAAUAUCCUCUGUUCACUUUUAUACAGAGUCAUAGAACUGAAGAGAACAGACUCGGCCUCAGCGGCUACGGAGGGGCUCCGAGAAGCCAGUUGA